Kwoniella botswanensis is the source of this 2400-nucleotide messenger RNA. RefSeq names its product OPT family small oligopeptide transporter. The transcript is spliced from 12 exons. Gene Ontology annotation, cellular component: plasma membrane. The coding region runs from base 1 to 2400 and encodes 799 amino acids. Gene Ontology annotation, biological process: transmembrane transport. The record is from RefSeq and is a predicted model, not a curated record. Lineage: Eukaryota; Fungi; Basidiomycota; Tremellomycetes; Tremellales; Cryptococcaceae. Gene Ontology annotation, molecular function: oligopeptide transmembrane transporter activity.
AUGUCAGGUAUAAACCCCCGAUUGAGUCAUGGUUCAACGGCCAACCCCGAUCUUGAGUCGGUUCCGCUUGAGGAACCUCCCACACCACCUUCACCGGGAGAAUACUAUAAAGAGAAAGAGCGAGAUUUAGAAAAAGCUUCAACUGGAGAAGAUAGCAACUCUGCAAACGUGGCGAUUCUAGAGAAAGAGGAACUCACACCUGAUAAAGCGUUCACCGUAGCUGUAGAAGGAGAUCAAUCACCGUUCCCCGAGGUAGCAGCUUGUGUACCCAAUUGGGAUGAUCCGACAUUACCAUGUAAUACCGUCCGAGCUUGGAUUCUCGUCACGGUUUUCGUCAUUCUCUUCUCGGGGGUCAAUCAAUUUUUCGGAUUGAGAUAUCCAUCCCUCUCUCUGGGCUACGUCGUUGCUCAAUUGUUGGUCCACCCCAUCGGAAAAGCUUGGGAGAAGCUCCCCCGAUGGCGAGUGCCUCUUGGACCGCUGGCUUUCGACAUCAAUCCAGGAAAAUGGUCAAUAAAAGAGCACUCCUUAAUUGCAAUUUGCGUGAAUCUCACAGCGGGAACCGCAUAUGCAAUGGGUUCAUUAGUAGCUAUUACCAGUCCUGUGUAUUGGAAUCGUGAUUACGGAGCUGGAUUUUCCUUUUUGUACCUUCUUACCACUCAAGCAUUAGGUUUCGGUCUUGCUGGCCUCUCCAGGAGAUGGCUUGUCUAUCCCGCUGCCCUCAUAUGGCCGUCGUCCCUUCCCUCGACUGUUUUACUACGAGCUCUACACGAAAAGCAAGAUCAUUCACCUGCAAACGGAUGGACCAUUACAAGAUACAGAUAUUUCAUCUAUUUGACUUUGGGUGCUUUCGUCUGGUAUUGGUUCCCUGAUUAUAUCUGGACUUCCUUGAGUACUUUCGCAUUUAUAACUUGGAUCGCACCCAACAAUCAAAAGGUCAAUGCGAUUUUCGGUAUGAGCUCUGGUUUAGGUUUAUUACCUAUCAGUUUCGACUGGACUCAAAUCACCUAUGCUUUCUCACCUGCUUCUCCACUUACCACUCCAUUCUACAUCUCCUGUAAUGCGUUUGCAACCAUCGUUAUCUUUUAUCUGUUCUUAUCUCCAAUCUUGUACUAUUCCAAUGUCUGGCAAAGUGCACAUCUUCCAUUACUGUCAAGUAGCACUUUCGAUAAUCAAGGCAAAACAUACAACGUCUCUCGAGUGGUCAACAAGCUCACCCUCGACUUCGAAUUAGAGAAAUAUAAAGAAUAUUCCCCCAUGUACGUUAGCAUGUCAUAUUCUCUCACCUACGGUCUAUCCUUUGCUGCCGUCACGGCCGUAGUUGUAUACACUGUACUGUAUAAUGGAAAAGAAAUUUGGGCAAGGUUCAAAGAUGCUAAACAUGGUGGUGAGGAUAUACAUAAAAGAUUGAUGGCUUCAUAUAAAGAAGUUCCAGAUUGGUGGUAUGGAGUUUUAACUGUUGUUAUUCUCGGAUUGGGUAUUUUCACAACUAGAUACUGGGAUACAGGGCUGCCUGUCUGGGGGUUUAUAGUGAUUUGUUUUGGAAUGGGUGUAACUUUGAUUAUACCUGAAGGUAUCUUGGAAGGAACUACCAAUCAACGUAUCUUCUUGAAUAUCAUUACCGAGUUAAUCGCAGGGUAUAUCUGGCCUGGUAAACCCAUUGCCAACAUGAUGGUCAAGAUGUAUGGGUAUAAUACCGUCAAACAUGGAAUGGACUUCGCUCAAGAUUUGAAGCUAGGUCAAUACAUGAAAAUCCCUCCUCGUACUCUGUUCUUCGCCCAAAUAUACUCUACUGUCUUGGCAGCAGCGGUACAAACAGGAGUCCUCCGAUGGAUGAUUGGUCACAUCGAGGACCUAUGUUCUCCAACCAACAAGAACCGGUUUACCUGUGCCGGUGCCAAAGUAGUCUACAACGCCUCGAUCAUCUGGGGUACUAUAGGUCCUCAGAGGAUGUUUCAGAGUGGUCAAACGUACAACGCUUUGAUGUAUUUCUUCUUGAUUGGACCCGUGGUUACCGUAUUGGUCUGGUUGUUGUACCGAAGAUAUCCCAAUAGCUGGAUCAAAUAUAUCAACGUACCUAUUUUCUUUAACGCUGCUGGUAAUAUCCCUCCUGCCACUACCACCCAAUACUCUUUAUGGUUCAUCUUCGGAUUCCUCUUCAACUACCUGAUUAGGAAAAGAGCAUUCAAUUGGUGGAAGAGAUACAACUACCUCACACAAGCAGCCAUGGAUACUGGUACAGCUCUGGCGACAAUCAUCAUCUUUUUCGCGUUGAGCUACAACAACAUCACGUUUGACUGGUGGGGUAAUACCGUCGGGUCAAACACGAUGGACACGAAGGGUACACCGUGGUUGAGUGUCCCGACGGGGACCCAUUUCGGUCCUGGACCAGGUGAAUUUUAG